UGGAACUUUCACGCUUGCUGGACUGCCCCUGACUAAUGUUUCCUAGAUGACUCUAUCAACAUGCCCAACCUCCGCAAGCCUCUCUCUGGUCAGCUCACCAUUCGUGUCGGACAAAUCAAGGACGUUGAUCACGCAUCCAUGAGUCGCUUUAGCCGAGGGCCUGAGACUUUCAUCGCUGUCAAGGUCGAAGACAACGUUGUGGCCCGCACGAGAGUGACCAGGACCGACAAAUGGGAAGCCGAAUACCACACUCUCGAAGUCGACAAGGUCAACAAGGACAACCUCCCAUGGCAAAUCCCCCGAUCGCUCAGCAGCCCAUCGACGGCUGGUUCAAUCUCGAGCCUGCCGGUCAGAUCCAACUGUCUUUGGGAUUCCUCAAGGAAAACAACGCCCGUCGCCCCGUCAACUUGCAAGGUCUCGGCCGUGUGGGUGCUGUUCGUCAACGCAAGGAGGAGGUGCACGAGAUGUACGGACACAAGUUUGUUCAACAUCAGUUCUACAACAUCAUGCGUUGCGCCCUUUGCGGAGACUUCCUCAAGUACUCGACUGGCAUGCAGUGCGAGGACUGCAAGUACACUUGCCAUACUAAAUGCUACUCUAGCGUUGUCACCAAAUGUAUUAGCAAGAGCAACGCUGAAACGGACCCGGACGAAGAGAAGAUCAACCACCGCAUCCCCCACAGAUUCCAGGCCUUCUCAAACAUGACGGCCAACUGGUGCUGUCACUGCGGUUACAUCCUGCCCUUUGGCAAGAAGAACUGCAGAAAGUGUGCAGAAUGUGGUCUCACGGCACACGCGGCAUGCGUACACCUUGUUCCCGACUUCUGUGGAAUGUCCAUGGCCGUAGCAAACCAGAUUUUGGAGGGUAUCAAGUCUACUAGAAUGAUCUCGAAGAACAAGACUUCCACUUCCCUGAGCGACCGAACGCUGAGGCAGAAACCGACAAGCCCCACAAGCACUAUUGGCUCUCCUCAUAGUGGAGGUCAACCAUAUGCUGGAGGAUCUCCGGAAGCAACCGAGGCUGCCAAGUUGAUGUAUCAACAGCAGCAGCAGCAGUCUCCUCCUGGCCAGCGACCUAUGCACCCUGAUCGUACUUCUUCAAGCACGGCGGCGGCGGCGGCAGCGACAGCGGCCAUGAGCGGAUCAAUGGCUUCCCAGCAAAAGCCUCAGUCUCAGGACUAUUCAAGUUACGGUGGACGCCCCGGUUACCCGGCCCAGGCCGAGCAGCCAGACUCGUACAACAGCGGCGGACCUAAGUAUAACCCGGCAGACUACGCGCAAGUCAACCAGCAAGCUGGAUAUGGCCAACAUCCUCCUGCGCAACAGCAGCAACAGCAGCGUCCUGUCCAGCAGCAGCCACCGCAGCAGCAGCAGCAGCAGCCUCCUCCUCAACAAUACCAGCAACCUCCCCAGCAGCAAAUGUACCAGCAGUCGCCCGUCUCCUCGCCUAAGCUGCAGGAGCCGCCUCAGAUUUCACCCAUCGCAACAUCUGGGGGUGUUCCUAGCUCUGGCGCUGGUCGUAAGCCGUUGCCUUCCGCCACCGAUCCUGGAACUGGUCAACGUAUUGGUCUUGACCACUUCAACUUCCUGGCUGUGCUUGGUAAGGGUAACUUCGGAAAGGUCAUGCUUGCGGAAACGAAGCGGUCCAAGAGGCUUUAUGCUAUCAAAGUGCUAAAGAAGGAGUUCAUCAUCGAGAAUGACGAAGUGGAGAGCAUUCGCUCUGAGAAGAGAGUGUUCCUCAUCGCCAAUCGGGAAAGGCACCCAUUCUUGACUAAUCUUCACGCAUGUUUCCAAACCGAGACCCGUGUGUACUUUGUCAUGGAGUAUGUUAGCGGUGGUGAUCUCAUGCUACACAUUCAGCGAGGCCAAUUCGGCACUAAGCGAGCUCAGUACGAAGCCUUCAUCCAUCUAUUGCCAGAACUCAACUAACCGAAUUCUCAGGUUCUACGCUGCCGAGGUUUGCUUGGCGCUCAAGUACUUCCACGAGAACGGUGUCAUCUACCGUGAUCUGAAGCUUGACAACAUUCUUUUGACCCUGGACGGACACAUCAAGAUUGCCGAUUACGGUCUUUGCAAGGAAGACAUGUGGUUCGGCUCGACUACUAGCACAUUCUGCGGCACCCCGGAGUUUAUGGCACCUGAGAUAUUACUCGACAAGAAGUACGGCCGUGCCGUUGACUGGUGGGCAUUCGGUGUCCUGAUUUACCAAAUGCUUCUUCAGCAAUCACCCUUCCGAGGAGAAGACGAGGAUGAAAUUUAUGAUGCCAUUCUUGCCGACGAGCCUCUGUACCCCAUUCACAUGCCCAGAGACUCU
Molecule: messenger RNA, 2313 nt
Organism: Colletotrichum godetiae
Lineage: Eukaryota; Fungi; Ascomycota; Sordariomycetes; Glomerellales; Glomerellaceae
Exons: 4
Coding region: 231-1928 (565 amino acids)
Biological process (GO): intracellular signal transduction; peptidyl-serine phosphorylation
Molecular function (GO): ATP binding; protein serine/threonine kinase activity
Source: RefSeq, a predicted model, not a curated record